AUGAGGGACUGUAGACCCAUUGCUUGUUGCAAUGUGCUCUAUAAAGUAGUCUCAAAAGUUCUUGCCAACCGGUUAAAAAAACUACUUCCCAGGAUCAUUAUUGCAAACAAGUCCGCUUUUGUGAAGGGUAGGCUGCUGAUGGAAAAUGUGCUUCUGGCUUCAGAAGUAGUUAAGGAUUAUCACAAGAACUCGAUCGCUCCUCGUUGUGCUAUGAAACUGGAUAUUUCUAAAGCUUUUGAUUCUGUUCAAUGGUCCUUCCUUCUGAACAGUCCAGUGGCUAUGGGAUUCCCAGAAAGAUUUAUCCAUUGGAUCAAGUUAUGUGUUACCACUCCCUCCUUCUCGGUCCAAGUCAACAGAGAUUUAGCUGGCUAUAUCCAGAGCUCAAGGGGGCUGCGCCAGGGCUGUUCCCUUUCACCAUAUCUCUUCGUUCUUUGUAUGAACGUUUUGUCAUAUAAAAUUGACAAAGCGUUGAGGGAGAAGAAAUUUGGAAUCUAUCCUCGGUGUCAAUCUCUCGCCCUCACCCAUCUCUGCUUUUUUGACGACUUGAUGGUGUUUGUGGAAGGUACCAAGAACUCUGUAGAAGGAGUGCUCUCAGUAUUUGAUGAAUUUGCAGGGUGGUCGGGUCUUUCUAUCAGCCUAGAGAAAUCAACUAUCUUUAUGGUUGGGAUUGCUGAAGGUGAGAGAAGUAGAAUUCUCACAAACUUCCCGUUUGCUGAGGGUAAGCUUACAGUCUGUUACUUGGGAUUACCUCUGAUGACUCAGGUUAUGGGUAGACAAGAUUAUUUGCCACAGGGCACUGUCUUUCGACUUCCAGGUCAAUGUUCAAAAGAGAUUGAGAAACUCUGCUCCGCUUUCUUGUGGUCUAGGCCAGAGCUUAAGUCUACUGGUGCUAAGGUUGCGUGUCAGGACAUCUGUAAAACAAAAGACAAGGGUGGGCUGGCGAUUUGGCCGUUGAAAGAAGUUAACCAUCUAAAGCUUAUCUGGAGAAUGUUUCCUGGAGACUCUCUUUGGGGUAAGUGGAUUAGAACUAAUCUUCUCAAAAAGAAAAGCUUCUGGGAAGUUAGUGAGAAAACGCAAGCAGGCUCUUGGAUAUGGAGGAAAAUGCUCAAGUUGAGAUAUGUAGCCAGGCCAUUUCAUAUGAAGGAUGUGGGAAAUGGGAGACAGAUCUCCUUCUGGUUCGAUCGGUGGUCUGAGUUUGGGGUGAUGUCUGAGUUACUUGGUGAGAGAGGUAUACUUGAAAUGGGUAUCCGAAGGGAAGCUACUUUGGAGGAAGCUCUCUGCAAUCAAAGGAGGAAGAAAAGACACAGACGGCCUAUCUUAAAUGACAUUGAAAAGGAGAUGAGUAUUGUUAAAGAAAAGCUGAGUUCUGAAAUGGAGGAUGUGGAUUUGUGGGGAUGGAAGUCGGGUUACAAAAACAACUUUUCAACCACUGAGACAUGGCAGCAGACACAAGAAGUAGGGUCGGCUUGUACCUGGGGGAAGAGUAUCUGGUUCUCUCAGGCUUCACCAAAGUUUGCCUUCAUGACUUGGAUUGCAAUGCAUGACAGCAAUGGAAAAAAGGAAGAGUUUCUGUCUCAGAUAUGCAUUACAAGUCACCUUGUAUACAUUGUGGUGGGAAAGAAACACGCGCCGUCAUGGAGACUCUCUUAUGGCGUCGCAAGCCUUGACUAA
Brassica oleracea var. oleracea is the source of this 1671-nucleotide messenger RNA. RefSeq lists its product as uncharacterized. The record is from RefSeq and is a predicted model, not a curated record. Lineage: Eukaryota; Viridiplantae; Streptophyta; Magnoliopsida; Brassicales; Brassicaceae. The transcript has 3 exons. The coding region runs from base 1 to 1671 and encodes 556 amino acids.